Molecule: messenger RNA, 1437 nt
Organism: Diabrotica balteata
Lineage: Eukaryota; Metazoa; Arthropoda; Insecta; Coleoptera; Chrysomelidae
Source: the annotation of a GenBank genome assembly
GGAUUAUCAAAUAAUUUGCAUUGAGCUUUUUCAUUGAAAAGAUAAUCUAAUACUCAUCGUUUACAUUUUCGAUCACCACUUACGUAGAUUUGUAUUUAGUAAACACAUUUUUAGAAGAACAAUAGGAUUAGUUUUACGAUAAAAAUCAUAUAUAAACCACUGCGGGUGUUCUGCAAUCAUCACUACCGAUCAAAAUGAAGUAUUGCAAGAUUUAUAUCAGUUUAUUGCUGCUAGGAGCGUGCCAUUUAUUAACUGGUGACGAUGAACACUCCGAAGAUCUAGAAUACUUCUUGUACGAGGAUAAAAACGGCCAACUUCAAGUAGAGCGUCUCCUAAACACCCGACCAAACCUCACAUCGUCUUCAUCCGAUGUAAAAUACUAUUUCUUCAGCAAAUCCAACCCUGAAGAAGGAGUGGAGAUUCACAGCAACAACAUCGAGAAAUUGGAAACGACAUCAUUUACAGCAAAUAGAGAAACUAUUUUUGUCGUACAUGGAUGGAAGGAUAGCCAUGAGGCAGAUGUAAAUUCUCAUGUUAGAGAAUAUAUACUCAGGGACCACGAUGUCAAUAUCUUUGUCGUCGAUUGGAGUCCAAUUGCUGGAAAAGGUUACAUAACGGCACAGGGAUCUAUGCAAAAAGUUGGAGGAUAUGUAGCAGAUUUCGCUAGAUCUUUGAACGAAGAAUAUAAUCUACGACUUGAUAAGUUGAAAUUUGUAGGUCAUUCUCUAGGUGCUCAUAUCUGUGGAACAGCUGGAGCAGCUUUGAAUGGCCAGGUGGACAGAAUUGUUGGUUUAGAUCCAGCUGGUCCCCUAUUCAAAGACUACAACACAGACAACCGUUUAGACGCUGAUGAUGCAAAGCAUGUUCAAAUUAUUCACACGAAUGGAGGAAAGAUGGGAUAUUAUGCUCCGUGUGGAGAUGCUGACUUCUAUCCUAAUGGAGGAAAAUCACAACCAGGUUGUGGACUUGAUUUAGGUGGCAAUUGCGCUCAUUCUAGGUCAUACCAAAUAUACGCCGAAUCAUUGACUACUACAGGCUUUGUUGGGCAGCAAUGCAAUAGCUAUUCGGACUAUGAGAAGGGUAAAUGUACCGGACCAAAAGCUAGCAUGGGAAUGUUCAAAAUUGAUAAAAAUGCCGUUGGUUCCUACUACCUCAAAACCAACAGCCAAUCCCCAUUUGCAAAAGGUUAAAAGUGUUUAUUGUAAUAAAUAAUCAAUAAAAUAUAAUUUAACUUAAAUGCCUGGUUUUUAUUUUGAAUGUGUUGCAACUAUAAACGUAAAUAGAAAUAGAUUUAGUACACUUAUUGCCAUUUUUCAUCUCAAACUACUAUAUACCCUUUUUCAAAGUAAAACACUUGCGCUUCACGAUUUAUACAAAGUGACGUCACUUGAAUUUAAAAUUUCGAGAACAUCAACCUUAGAGUUCAAAUGUUCCUAA